AUGACGGCUCCAUCCCGACACAUGGCAUGUCGAACCUGUCGGGAACGCAAAGUCCGUUGCGAUGGUGGACAGCCGUCGUGCGAGACAUGUAAGCGGCAUGGGGAGAAAUGCGUCUAUGUGCAGUCCGCUCGGCAAACGAAGAACGAUCUCCUUGCCAAAAUUGACAACCUGCAAGAGCGUCUAGCCCGAGCGGAGGCAAAGCUGAACGACACAUCAGCUGUAUCAUGUCCUGACCGCUAUGGAGCACCGGUUAUGCCCACGCCAGCCCUGUCGUCGAUCGAGACUUCCCCGCCGCCUUCCUCGCACCUGAACAGACCCCCAUCGGUUCUACCAACGCCGGUGACACCACUGGGGAAUGUCUCGGGAGUCGAAGCAACCCUUCCUACGCCCGACGAACUGGCAGGGGUGAUGAGCCCCUUGACCAGUGUGCUGGGUCCGAGUACAACGGAGGAGACACCACUAUCGUUGCCCUGGUCCCUGGCCUUUCCCCCAUUUCUGGGCGAACAAACCGUAUCGGAACCCGGAAGGGUGACCGCCGAUUCGGGGCAACUGGAGGGCCGUCCGCUCAGUCCAUGUCUGCCCACCCUCCGUGCGAUCCGCGCCUUGAAUGGGCAGCAGCUGCAGCAGCAGACUCAGCGAGGCGGGUCGCAGUCCCCCGAUGAUGGUGGCAUAAUCCUUCGUGAACUCAUCCGGUUCGUGUCAGCGACCUUCACAAACCAAGUCUACGUUGGUGGGAUGACCACCGCCGUGGCCGAGUAUCUGGCGUGGGCUCGGCGGACCCCGGACAUCAACUACUCUCAGGUUCUGGAGAUCCUCGAAGCCCGGUUGCGGGAAACAGCCACUCUCGCUAAUACAAAAUAUUGGCUGGAGUUCCAGAAUCUUCAGACGUCUUUGGGCAAUCUUGACGCGUAUAAAUGGAAGCUGGGGGUGCUGGAGCAUGAGUUACAAGCUGCAGAGGCUGACAUCUCCACCUUUUUCGGUACAAAUUAUGACAUCCAUUCCGCACUAGAGCUCCAACGGCGUAUGUGA
Messenger RNA from Aspergillus terreus NIH2624, 1029 nucleotides. Its product is annotated as Zn(II)2Cys6 transcription factor domain-containing protein. Gene Ontology annotation, molecular function: zinc ion binding; DNA-binding transcription factor activity, RNA polymerase II-specific. The transcript has 2 exons. The record is from RefSeq and is a predicted model, not a curated record. Bases 1 to 1029 code for a protein of 342 amino acids. Lineage: Eukaryota; Fungi; Ascomycota; Eurotiomycetes; Eurotiales; Aspergillaceae. Gene Ontology annotation, biological process: regulation of DNA-templated transcription.